Messenger RNA from Rosa chinensis, 1637 nucleotides. Its product is annotated as protein PIN-LIKES 6. Gene Ontology annotation, cellular component: membrane. The transcript is spliced from 11 exons. The coding region runs from base 497 to 1201 and encodes 234 amino acids. NCBI's taxonomy places the organism in Eukaryota, Viridiplantae, Streptophyta, Magnoliopsida, Rosales, Rosaceae. Gene Ontology annotation, biological process: endoplasmic reticulum to cytosol auxin transport. The record is from RefSeq and is a predicted model, not a curated record.
AAAAAUUAGGUCACUCUCCCUCCCAAAUCACUCUCAGCCUCUCUCUCACUUGCCAUCGCUCUCAGCCUCUCUCUCACUCCCCAUCGCUCUCAGCCUCUCACCCUCUCACCCUCUCACCCUUGUCGAGCCUCUUAGCCUCGUCUCUCUCCGUCGCACGCACCUUCUGUCUCUCCACCACGGGUUCUCUCUCCGUCAGUGUCCCUCAGUCGCGACUCCAUAUCUCUCUCUCUCCCCCUCCCCCUUGAGGAUCCAAGGGUUCACUCUUCAGCCUCCACCUCCCUUUCCUUAUUUCGUGACACGGGUUGGUUGCACCGGCGUUGUUUUUGGUUGAGGAGAAAGAUGAACGACUAAGAUUGUAAUUUUUAAUAAUAAAAUUCAGCUCGUUUUCUCGCAGCUCCCAAGUUGCUUAUCUUUUUGUUUCUUGCAGCUCGUUUUCUCGCUUUUUUUUCCAUGUUUGAUAUUCUUUGAACUCGGACAAGCGAUCACUUGGGAGAAAAUGCUCGAGUGGUGGUUUAUUCCUACGAAUGCAGUUCUUGGUAGCAUAUCAGACUCAAUCAUAGGUUAUAUAACCGCAUCCAUUGUCCGUCCACCAUACCCAUACUUCAAGUUCACAAUUGUACAAAUUGGAAUUGGAAACAUUGGGAAUGUGCCGCUUGUUCUGAUUGCAGCUUUAUGUAGAGACUCAUCCAACCCUUUUGGUGACUCGACAACAUGUAGCACAAAUGGGACUGCCUAUAUUUUGUUUGGCCAGGUUGGUGCAAUCAUCCUUUACACAUAUGUAUUUCAUAUGUUGGCCCCCCCUCCGGAUGGUACCUUUGACAUUGAUGAGGAAACUCUCCCAAUCAAGAGCCCUAGUGAUGGAGAGACACUUGGACAAGUUCCUUUGCUUACACCUGAAGACAAAGAAGAAAAAGAAGAGCAAAAAAAUGAAGAGCAAGUUGUAGAAGUCAACUCAAAUUCUUCAAAGAAAUCUAAGGUUGAUUUACUGUCCAAGGGGACUAAUUUUAAUUGUAUUGGUGAUUGGGUUGUGGAGGCCACUGUAAAUUGGAGUUGCACAAAAGGAAAAGAAGAGGCAGGAUGUGUAUGUUAUGGUGAGCUUCUUGAUGGGAAUCCUGGAAGUUUACUUAGUACUGAGCAGCAAAUCCAGGCUCCAGCUAAUUUAAAAAAGGGCACACACCAAAUGCUUUCACAAGCAAUAUAGUGCUUUUAACAGAUCACAUAGUUUUGCUUUUCUGGGCCAUGCAAAUAUUGAAAGGCACUUUGCAUUGUGUCUUCAUCAAGAUUGGGUAUCAAGGUGGGCUUUGCUUAAAAAUUAGGAUCAAGAAGGUUGGUAUACGGAGAUAAUAAUAAAGGCAUACGGAGGAAGCUUGCCUUGACCACACUGCUGGCUUAGUUGCUGUGCGUAAAUAGUACUAACGUAUCUAGUAGUUGGUGACUUAUUUUGGUAACCUCUUUGAUUGUACAAGAUAGACAAUAUUACUUGCUAGAUUGAGGUUAUUGCUGGAUUUGAUCAUAUCUGGAUAUAGAUAUGUAUUUUCAGAAAUGUUUUGGAUUGGCAAUGUUAGAGACAAAUGGCAUUGAUAUAUGAUGUCUUAUUUUAGAUUUGUUUGGGAUAUGAAUGUUAAUACUUGCAACAA